This is a messenger RNA of Dacryopinax primogenitus, 243 nucleotides long. RefSeq lists its product as uncharacterized. The transcript has a single exon. The annotation marks the transcript as partial. NCBI's taxonomy places the organism in Eukaryota, Fungi, Basidiomycota, Dacrymycetes, Dacrymycetales, Dacrymycetaceae. The record is from RefSeq and is a predicted model, not a curated record.
AAUUGGACAGUAAUCCGUGUCCAACUUCCACUUCAACUGGUAUAUGCUACAACAUUUCACAGCUGUCAAGGCCUCACUUUGGAUAGGACUGUGCUUGAUUGCUGCAGUGAUGUCUUUGCACAUGGUCGGCUGUACACUGCACUUACACAUGUGUGCAUGCAUCUUGACACAAGAAGUUUGGUCUCAGACUCUUGGGAGGGUACCGUGGCAAAUAUCCAAAAUUGUCAGCUACUGCUUCCCUGA